AUGCCUCCGGGCAGGUGGCACGCCGUCCGCCCCGCCCAAGCCCAGGCUCUGAGGGAGCGGGGCCGACUGCAGCCGGUCAAGAAGGAAGACGAUGACGACGGCUUCGCGUCCGUGCAGGCCGCCAGGCCACAGACGCUCAAUCGGCCCGGCCAGGAACUGUUCCGUCAGCUCUUCCGGCAGCUUCGCUACCACGAGUCCUCUGGGCCCGUGGAGACUCUGAGCCGACUCCGGGAGCUCUGCCGUUGGUGGCUGCGGCCCGAUGUGCUCUCCAAGGCCCAGAUCCUGGAGCUGCUGGUGCUGGAGCAAUUCCUGAGCAUCCUGCCUGGGGAGCUGCGCACCUGGGUACAGCUGCAUCACCCUGAGAGUGGCGAGGAGGCUGUGGCCCUGCUGGAAGAGCUGCAGAGGGACCUUGAUGGGACCCUACUGAGGGACCCCGCCCCUGCCCAGAGCCCAGAUGUGCGUUGGAUGGGGACAGGAGCCCUGCAGGCGGCACAGGUCUGGCCCCCUGCUUCACUUCUCAGGAGCAGCUCCGCUCGGGAGGACCACCAGGAGCCUCUCUCUGAAACGGGGAUGCACGACUUCCCGGCUGGACCGUCUGAGCCCCCUGCUGCUCAGGUGCCUGCCCUGUUCCAGAUAGAGGGGAGCCCCGAAGAGCAGGAGGCUCUGACUUUCAAGGAUGUGGCAGUGACCUUCUCCCAGGAUGAGUGGGGGUGGCUGAGCCCAGCCCAGAGGAACCUGUACAAAGAUGUGAUGCUGGAGAAUUAUAGGAAUGUGACUCCUUUGGUGGGACCAUGCACCAAGCCUGCUCUCAUCUCCUGGUUGGAAGCAAGAGAGCCAUGGGGCCUGAAUGCCCCCGUUGCUCAGCCGAAUCAGCCGAAGGACAGUCCAGCUACUCCCUCUGCAGGUGAGCUUCAGAUCGAAGACAAGCCUGUCUUAAAGCAUGCACCUGUGGAAGAAGCAGAAGCACCAGGGGUGCCAUCAAGAUGUCCUGCAGCAAGAAUUUCUGAUGGGAAAGGACUCGCAGUGUCUUUUGACCAGAAAAGGAGAUUAAAGGAGCCAGGCGAAAACCAUAUUCAGGUGAGCGUCAAGAGAGAAGAUGCCGGUUUCAGCCAGGAGGCAGGAAAAGAAGCUGAAGAAUUAGGAAUAAGCAAUAAUCUUAAUCUGAAAUAUGUUACAUAUGUGAGAGUUCCCAGAAGAAAGAGAUCCCUCAAGCAUGGUUUGAGCGGCAGGCACUUCAGAGGGGGUCCGUACCACUACGACCACAAGGAGUUUGGGAAAGGGUUUCGACGCAUGAUUGGCACUUUCAGCCUACACCCGAGAAUCCAUGCUGGCCUGAAAGGGAAUGCAAAGGAUGCGUGUGGGAAAAACUUCAGCCUUAGUGCUCAUCACCAGCUCGGGCAGACACUGCACAGAAUGGGGACAUUGUAUAAGUGCAGUGAUUGCGGCAGGACUUUCAGCUGUAGCUCCUACCUCGCUUGCCACCAGCGACUCCACACUCAAGAGAAACCCUUUAAAUGUAGGGUGUGUGGAAAAGCCUUCAGGUGGAGCUCAAACUGUGUGCGGCACGAGAAAAUCCACACUGGAGUCAAACCUUAUAAGUGCAGUUUCUGUGACAAGGCGUUCCAACGCUUGUCUGCCUAUCGCCUGCACCAGGAAACCCAUGCCAAGCAGAAAUUUCUAGACUGCACUCAGUAUGAGGACGCUCUCACCUAUGGUCCAUUGUUUCUUCAUCAUUUGAGGGACCAGACUGGGGAGAAACUCUUUGACUGUAACCAGUGUAGAAAGUCCUUUCACUGUAAGUCCUAUGUACUUGAACAUCAAAGGAUCCACACCCAGGAAAAGCCCUAUAAAUGUUCCAAGUGUAGGAAAACCUUUCGGUGGAGGUCAAACUUUACUCGUCACAUGAGACUACACCACGAAGAAAAGUUCUAUCAAGACCAGGAGCCCCACAGAGAAGAACAGUUGCAUCCGGAUCAAGAGGAGUAUAGCGAAGACUUCCGGCAGCCCUCCAACUACAGCCAGCCCCAGACUGCGCCCACGGAGGACAAAGCUUUUCUGUGUCAGCAGUGUGGGAAAACUUUUAUUCGAAAGAAGUCUCUUAUUAAUCAUCAGAAAACUCACACAGGUGAGAAAUCAUACCAGUGUGGUGAAUGUCCAAAGGAGUUCACUCAUCGGUCAGCGUUUGUUUUUCACAAGAAGCAGCACGCCACGGAAAGGAAAUCGGAGGACGAGCCGUCGUUCAGUCAGGACACAGCAUUCCAAGCUCCUCAGAGCAGUCACGCCACAGAGGAACCCUACAAAUGUGGCCAGUGUGGCAAGGCCUUUCGUAACCACUCGUUCCUUCUUAUCCAUCAGCGAAUCCAUACCAGGGAGAAGCCAUAUAAAUGCAGGGAGUGUGGGAAAACUUUCAGAUGGAGCUCUAACCUUUCUAGACAUCAGAGGAUCCACACUUUGAAAAAACAGUACGAAUACCAUGAAAGUGAAAAUCUGACCAGCAUGCAGCCGCAAAUCUCCUCUGAUGGAAAACCCUUCUGGUGCCAAGAGUGUGGCAAAUCCUUCACCCGGAAGAGAUCUCUUUUAGACCAUAAGGGAAUACACAGUGGAGAGAAACGCUACAAGUGUAACCUGUGUGGGAAAUCCUACGACAGAAAUUACCGCCUUGUUAACCAUCAGAGAAUCCACACGAAAGAGAGACCAUUCAAAUGCCAGUGGUGUGGGAAAGAUUUCAUCGGGAGACAUACCCUCAACAUUCAUCAGAGAAAGCAUACGCGAGUGAUGCAGGAUGAAUGUGACCUGCUUGGGUUGUCGUCCUCGCAGGACACGGGAUUGAGUUUACAAGAGUUCAAGCCAAGUGGGGAGAAACCCCUCGAAGCUUGCGAGGAGAGUUGUGAGCAGAGCCCCGUACUCCCCGAACUCCAGGGCAUGUCCCCCGGGAAGAAGUGCCACAAGUGUAGCACGUGUGGGAAAACGUUUGAGAAGAGCUCACAACUCACAAGCCACAAGAGAUUCCACACUCGAGAGAGGCCCUUCAAAUGCAGGGAGUGUGGGAAGACCUUCAGGUGGUCUUCCAAUUUGGCGCGGCACAUGAAGAACCACAUCAGAGAUUAGGCUGGAA
Molecule: messenger RNA, 3115 nt
Organism: Sorex fumeus (smoky shrew)
Lineage: Eukaryota; Metazoa; Chordata; Mammalia; Eulipotyphla; Soricidae
Gene: ZNF445
Product: zinc finger protein 445
Exons: 6
Coding region: 1-3108 (1035 amino acids)
Biological process (GO): regulation of DNA-templated transcription
Molecular function (GO): DNA-binding transcription factor activity, RNA polymerase II-specific; RNA polymerase II cis-regulatory region sequence-specific DNA binding
Source: RefSeq, a predicted model, not a curated record